This is a messenger RNA of Drosophila takahashii, 543 nucleotides long. Lineage: Eukaryota; Metazoa; Arthropoda; Insecta; Diptera; Drosophilidae. The record is from RefSeq and is a predicted model, not a curated record.
AUGUCACCUGGGUCGUUGGCUGUUUUGGCUUUAGAUUUAUCAAUCAGAUGCUGCCAACUAACACGUCCCGGAUUGGACAAAGGCAAUGCAGAGUGCAGAAAGAGCCUCAAUUUGCCAACCAACCGAAAAUUUAACUUUGCCGAGCUCUACACGAUUAACAUGUGCAUUGAGGAGUGCAACUUCAUUGGCUCCGGCUACAUUGAAAUCGAUCCACCCUAUCGCCUGGAUCUGGCCAACAUCCGCAUCAACCUGAAGGGCUUUGCACCCCAGCCGCAGGAGAAAUCGAUUCCCUUCCUGAUCGAUGCCUAUCAGAAAUGCCACAUUUUCCGAUCGUCACACGGCAAUCGAUUCACCCUCCAUCUGCCGGAUAUUGAUUUCAUCGAGGAGCCCUGCAACCCCUUCUCCAUGCAGAUUACCAUAUGUCUCCGCAUCCACGCCAUGCAAAAGUGUCCCGGCCAAUUCUUUGUGGACAGCGAAGAGUGUCGGUUGGCCAGGGAAUACUUCACCCAGUGCGUCGGGGACAUCGAGACCAAUCUCGCCUAG